AACUUGCCCGUGUGUCACUAAUCACACUCCGUCAGCGCUUCAAUAAUUCGUUCCGAGGCGAUAGCCUCAUAGCUCAUCAUUGCGUAUUUUGUUUGUUUGUUUUAUAAAAUAUGUUCGGAAACAGGAAUACAUUUCUUUUAUUGCUUAAUUUAUUAUUUAUUUUGUGUAAAUUUACCGUGUGGAGUUCGUCGUCUGUGACGGCAGAAGAAAACGAUGAGCCACCAUCAGAGGGCUUGGCAUCUGACUUGAAGAACGACCCAACAUUUGUGGAGUCAGAGGAUUUCGACUCGCUGCCAAAGAGACAGUUUAAGACAGCUGAAAUGGCAGAUGCCGUGAUGGGGACAGAAAUCCCGAUCGAUCCAUCUGACAUUGAAUCUCUGAUUCCCAAGAAUGUGAAAGAGUUCCAGGCUGGCUUCUCCCCACCUUGUGAUGAGAGCAGUGGUCAGUGUGGCUCGCCACCUCCGGCUGCUGCUGCUGCUGAUGAAGAGUGGAUGGAAGAGUGGGAAUCCGAAUCACUGCAACAGGUCAGUCUUGAGAUGGUGCCUGCAGACACGCCACCAGAAGAGCAGAACACCACAGAGACAGCCAAAACCUAUAAAGUGACCUGUGAUAGGAGAAACACCACAGGGAUGGAGAACUUCACCGUUCAGGUUCUCAACGCUUCACAGGAUCUGAUGGAGUACCUUAAUGCUAACAGCACAGAGUGCUCUGUGGUGCUGUUCUUCACCGCCUGGUGUCGGUUCUCAGCCAACCUUGCUCCUCACUUCAAUGCUCUGCCUCGUGUUUUUCCCAGCAUGCAUUUCCUGGCACUAGAUGCCUCACAGCACAGCAGCCUCUCCACCAGGUUUGGGACGGUGGCAGUCCCAAACAUUCUGCUGUUCCAGGGGGCCAAGCCCAUGGCUCGCUUCAACCACACCGACAGGACUCUGGAGAUGCUCACUUCCUUCAUUGCCAAUCAGACAGGAUUUGAAGUAGAUCCCAACAGAAAUCUGACAGAUGCAGAUUAUGCUGGGCCUCUGCCCAGUGUCCCAGUAAAGGGCAUUGACUGGCUGUUAGUCUUCUCUCACCUCUUUAUCACUGGAUUCACAGUCUACGCCAUUCUGCGAGCAGACAGCAUCCGCUGGCUCAUUCCUGGACAGGAGCAUGAGCACCAAGACUGAAAACGAGAAAAGUCAGAGAGAAUGUGAACUUUAUUUUUGAAAUGUUGAAUAUGUCCAAUUUCGUAGAGUUUUAUGUGUUUAAAACAAAAUAAAAUAUUUGAAAUGUU
Messenger RNA from Nothobranchius furzeri (turquoise killifish), 1267 nucleotides. RefSeq names its product thioredoxin domain containing 15 (gene txndc15). The record is from RefSeq and is a predicted model, not a curated record. Lineage: Eukaryota; Metazoa; Chordata; Actinopteri; Cyprinodontiformes; Nothobranchiidae. Gene Ontology annotation, cellular component: cilium. Gene Ontology annotation, biological process: cilium assembly.